Molecule: messenger RNA, 303 nt
Organism: Parnassius mnemosyne (clouded apollo)
Lineage: Eukaryota; Metazoa; Arthropoda; Insecta; Lepidoptera; Papilionidae
Source: the annotation of a GenBank genome assembly
AUGUCAAUCUCACCAUUUUUUCGAUCUCCUUUUACGGAUAUAACUGGUGGUAUGAUAUCCCAUCAAAUGUUGGGACGAUGUCAAAAGGAAGAAGCUCGCUAUAUGGACUGCUUGGAAGCUUACGGCUUGGACAGAGGCCGAGUCAAAUGUGCACAUUUAUUUGAUGAUUUUCACGAAUGCCAGACUAAGACCAAACAAUUUAAAAGAUUUAUGGCCAUGCGCAAGGAAAGGGACAGACAAAUUGCUGAAGGAAAACUAAAAGGAGAUGAAAAAUAUGUUAGCCCAAGAGUAGACAGUUAUUAA